AUGGAGUAUCAUAGUGGAGGAAGUGGGUCCCCUGGUGAUCAUCAUCAUCAUCACCAUGAUGGUUCUUCUGAAUCUCAGAGGAGAAAGAAACGUUAUCAUCGUCACACUGCUAAUCAGAUUCAAAGGCUUGAAUCGAUGUUCAAGGAUUGUCCACAUCCUGAUGAAAAACAAAGGUUGCAGUUAAGCAGAGAAUUAGCCUUGGCUCCUAGACAAAUCAAGUUUUGGUUUCAGAACAGAAGGACUCAGAUGAAGGCACAACAUGAAAGAGCUGAUAAUUGUACACUAAGGGCAGAGAAUGAUAAAAUAAGAUGUGAGAAUAUAGCAAUAAGGGAAGCCCUUAAAAAUGUCAUCUGCCCCUCUUGUGGUGGUCCUCCAAUCAAUGAUGAUUGUUAUUUUGAUGAACAAAAAUUGAGAAUUGAAAAUGCUCAACUCAAAGAAGAGCUUGAUAGAGUAUCUAGCAUUGCUGCAAAAUACAUUGGAAGACCAAUUUCACAGCUUCCACCAGUUUCACCAAUUCACAUGUCAUCAUUGGAUUUAUCAAUGGGAAAUUUUGGUGGACAAGGAAUGGUUGGAGGACCUUCACUUGAUCUUGAUCUUCUACCAGGAAGUUCAUCAAACAUGCCAAUGGUUCCUUACCAACCUGCUUGUCUUUCUGAUCUCGAAAGGUCACACAUGUCUGACCUUGCUACAAGUGCCAUGGAUGAACUCGUUAGGCUUUUGCAGGCGGAUGAUCCUUUGUGGAUGAAAUCAAACACUGACGGAAAAGUUGUUCUUAAUCUUGAUGCCUACGAUAUGAUGUUCGAUAAGACUGGUAAUCGGUUGAAGAAUCCGAAUAUUCGGAUUGAAGCUUCUAGGGAUUCUGGUGUUGUUAUCAUGAAUAGUUUAACUCUGGUUGAAAUGUUUAUGGAUCCAAACAAGUGGAUGGAGCUUUUUCCUACUAUUGUGACAAUGGCGAAGACAAUUGAAAAUAUUGCUCCUGGAAUGAUGGGUGGACAUAGUGGUUCUUUGCAAUUGAUGUAUGAAGAGUUGCAAGUGCUUUCACCAUUUGUACCUAUUAGAGAAUUCUACUUUCUGCGCCACUGUCAACAAAUUGAGCAAGGUUUAUGGGCUAUAGUUGAUGUUUCAUAUGAUUUUCCUAAUGACAACCAAUUCGGUUCACAAUUUCGAUGCCAUCAUCUUCCGUCUGGUUGCUUCAUUCGAGACAUGCCUAAUGGAUAUUCGAAAGUUACUUGGAUUGAACAUGUUGAGAUUGAAGAUAAAACUCCAGUUCAUCGGCUUUAUAAAAAUGUCAUCUAUAGUGGAGUUGCAUUCGGUGCUGAAAGAUGGCUCACUACACUUCAAAGAAUGUGUGAAAGACUUGCUUGUCUCAUGGUGUCUGCGAAUUCUACCCGCGACCUUGGCGGAGUGAUUCCUUCACCUGAGGGAAAGAGGAGUAUGAUGAAACUGGCACAAAGGAUGGUAACAAAUUUCUGUGCAAGUAUAAGUGCAUCAGCAAGUCAUAGAUGGACCACACUUUCAGCUUCUAAUGAGAUUGGAGUCAGAGUUACUGUGCGAAAGAGUACCGAUCCUGGUCAGCCAAAUGGUAUUGUGCUGAGUGCAGCUACAACCAUUUGGUUACCUCUUCCUCCACAACAUGUUUUCAAUUUCUUCAAAGAUGAAAGGAAAAGAUCUCAGUGGGAUGUUCUUUCCCAUGGUAAUGCUGUUGUUCAAGAAGUUGCUCAUAUAGCAAAUGGUUCACACCCUGGUAACUGCAUUUCUGUUCUUAGGGCUUAUAACACAAGUCAAAACAACAUGUUGAUACUUCAAGAAAGCUGUGUGGACUCAUCAGGUUCACUAGUAGUCUAUUGUCCGGUCGAUUUACCAGCUAUCAACAUAGCAAUGAGCGGUGAGGACCCGUCCUACAUUCCAUUACUCCCGUCCGGUUUCACAAUUACAUCCGACGGAAACCAAAGUGACAACACCAACAACAAUAAUAAUAAUAAUAAUAAUAACAAUAUUCAAGGAGGAAGUGGUAGUAAUAAUGGCGACGGAGCAUCGACAAGCUCGAACACAAACAUGGGAAAUAAUAGCGGAGGAUCAUUGAUCACAGUUGCGUUUCAAAUAAUGGUAAGCAGUUUACCAUCUGCAAAACUUAACAUGGAGUCUGUUACAACUGUGAAUAACCUUAUUAGUGAGACAGUCCAACACAUAAAAGCUGCUUUGAAUUGCCCUAGUUCUUGA
Messenger RNA from Vicia faba (fava bean), 2220 nucleotides. Lineage: Eukaryota; Viridiplantae; Streptophyta; Magnoliopsida; Fabales; Fabaceae. The record is from the annotation of a GenBank genome assembly.